AUGGAGCAGCAGACGAAGGUUCACGCGGUGACGGCGGCGGCGGCGGCGGCUGCUGCCCAAGGAUCCGGGCGCCACGGGGUGGUCGACUUGACUCCGCAUUCCUCAGCCGCCGUGCCAGCAACAAGUGCGACAGGGCAAGGGGGAGCUGCAGCAGCAGCGCCAACAGGAGGAGGAGAAGCCAACGGGGCGCCAGAGAACGGCAUCGAGAAAAAGGCGAAACCGAUGACGAGAAAAACGCCGGUGCCGCUGUGGAAAGCCAGGGACAUCCUCCUGCAGGCGGUCAGCGACAGCGGCGGCGAGUCGGAGUUCCUGCAGGCCCACUCGGCGUUGUCAUCAAUAUAUCGGGGGAUGGGGAGGGAAAGAAGGAGCCCCCCUGUCAGCGGCGACGACGUCGGGGACGACGUUGAGCACGUCUUCUCGAUACGGCUAGAGGUGCUCGUGGACACCGAGGAGCUUGGCCAGAACGAGCAGGACGCGCCCCUGGCGUGGUUCGGAGCGCAGCCGCCCCCUCGCUCUACUCGCUGCUCGCCACCGAGCCGCUCGCCCGAGUUCUUGGAGGACGACCCGACUCUCCCCAGGUCGUUCCUGCGGAGCCCCCCCCCAAGCAGCAUCUCCGUGUCGCGCGGCGAUAGCGACGAAGGUCGCGAGGCCUGCGAUGGCGGAGGAGGAGGAGGAGGAGGAAAGGGACGUCUGGGAUUUGGUGGAGAUGAGGCAGGCGCUGCUGCUGCUGCCGGGAUCGCGGCGGCCGGGGUGGGCGCGGCGCACGUGCUCACGGGCCCGGGGAGGCUGGAGGACGGCGCGUGGGGGGAGGCGUCGUCCGGCUGUCCGGGGAUGAGGUACUACGGCGGAGCGCGAUUCGAACCUCUGUCAAGAAAACGACGUUCAUCGGGGGGAGCCGUAGCAGCGGCAUCGAGAGGUGAUGGUGGAAGCAGUGAGGGAGGCGUCUCGGAAGCAGGGGACAUGGGCGAACCGUCCCCUUGUUGGCGCGCGUACGGCGGGCACUGGCUCGUGCUUCCGCAGGUGGAACUGUCUAGCGUUGCGGCUGCUGCUCAGGCUGGUGGCGGGCGGCCAGCAGCGGUUCUGGCGGUCAACCUUCGCUGGACUGGCGCUGAUGGGAGCACCGCCCCAGCCGUGGCUUCCACUGGCAACACCUCUGCUGUCCGCAGCGGUAAAGACGGCGUGGAAGGGGAGAGGAAGGCUGAUAUCGGGGGGGAAGAGAGCACCGCCGCCGGGAGCGGUGCUUCGGACGUGGGUGCGCCUGCACCGGCCCCACCGGAAGCGUCAUCCACCGCAACGGCGGCAUCCAAGGGCCCGGUUACGGCGGCGAUCGGCGCGGUAGGGGGAUACGGUUGCGAGCGAGACCGGCAACGCUCCGGCUCGGGAGCGGUAGCAGCAGCAGGAAAAGGGGGCCGACAACCAGGGGGGCAGGAUGGGCGGGGGGGUGGCGGGGGACUAGCCGCCGCGCGGGCGAGGGCGGCGAGGACUCUGUCCAGGAUAGCGUGUCGUUUCGCUAGGCCCGGGACGGAGGCGGAGCUCCCGCUCCCGCUCACUGCGGGGGAAGAUGGCGACCCGGUGACGAACACGGAGGGUCCGGAGUACCGAAGGUGGGAGAGGGGUAUCGAGCGCGCCCUGGACGAUAUGGACAAAGAAAGGUACUGCAAGGUGGUCCUGGCCCGCACGGCCCGGUUGCGGUUCGCGGGGCCCCUUUCCCCGCCGAACGUGCUGGCGCGCUUCAGGGGGCACUACGGCUUCCUCUUCUGCCUGCAGCCUGAUGCGAGCACGGCGUUCUUGGGGUGCACGCCGGAGCGUCUUUUCCUGUCGAAGGGAUCGACGGUGGUGACGGAGGCGUUGGCGGGUACUAGGGGGAGGGGGGACACGACAACCGAGGACGAGCGGUUGGGCGAGGAGCUCAUGGACAGCGAGAAGUUUCGGGGGGGGGGGGGGGGGCUACGUGUGGUGUUGGCGUUGGUUGACGUACGCGAGAACGCCAUCACGGCAGACUACGUGUCCGCGGCGCUGCGGAAGGCGGGGGCGGUAAAGCUUAACUGUUCAGAGCCGUCGUUAAAGCGCCUGACUCACGUCCAGCACAUCUGCAGGCGCAUCACGGCAACGCUGGCCCCCGGCACCGACAACGACUGCAGCGAAGGGGGAUUCUGCAGAGACGACGCGGAAGGGGGGGGGCAGGGGAGAGGGGCAGGGGGCGCCGGGCGGUCGCUCCUCCGGGAGAUGCACCCUACGCCGGCGGUGUGCGGGACGCCUCGCGACGUGACAUACUCCGUGAUCGGGGAAGUUGAAGGCUUCGACAGGGGUUUCUACGCCGGUCCGGUGGGAUACAUCUCCGCCGGGGCUAGCGAAUUUGGGGUGGCCAUCCGCAGCGCUCUGGUCACAGAUUCAUGGAGCUCUCCUGAGGGGUUUUCACGGCGAGGGGGGGUUCUUGGCUCCGCUGGGGGGCCCGCGGCAAGGGGCGUGGGGGGGGGGUCUGAAAUGACCCUGUUUGCUGGCGCUGGGAUCGUGCCCGGGUCGGUUGCUCUUUUGGAGUGGGCAGAAACUGGGGUUAAGAUGAAGAAUUUUCUUUCGCUGUUCCCCGCGCGGCCGGUGAGGGGGCUCCGUGAAAUGCCCAACGUUAACUCCCUCUGGGGCGCGCUCGUGGUGGAGGAGCUGGUGCGGCUGGGGGUCCGACACUUCUGCGUUUGUCCUGGGUCUCGCUCUGCUCCCCUGGCCGUGGCGAUUGCCAGGCAUCCAUCAGCGGUUUCGAUAUCUCACCACGACGAACGCGGAGCGGGUUUCUACGCCGUAGGCUUUGCUCGCGCGGGGCCGGGAAGGGGGGGCGGGGCGCACUCGUCCUCCACGUCUGACAAGGCCGGCGGCGGUGGCGGCGGCGGUGUGGGUAGUGGGGCGCUGGGGAUGUGCGCCGUUGUGACCAGCUCCGGCACGGCGGUGGCGAACCUGUUGCCGGCCGCGGCGGAGGCGGACGCGGCGGGAUUGUCGAUGUUGCUGCUCACGGCGGACAGGCCGCCGGAGCUGCGGGGGUGCGGCAGCAACCAGACCAUUGAUCAGGCGAGAUGCUGCAUGGUUAACCUUCUUGGCUCGCGCGCGAGACUGUCUCUGGACGUGCAGUGCCCCACGGACGAAGUGAGCGCGGCCUGUCUGCUCUCCGACAUCGACCACGCCGUGUCGAGAGCGCUGGGAGGGGGGGGGGGAGGGGGGGUCCCCGGGCCGGUGCACCUGAACUUCAUGUUCCGGGAGAACUUGGCUCCUGUGGAAGGGGCAGUCAGGGACGCGGGUGUGCCAGGGCUGUCGUCUGCUUGGUCGGACCGAUGCCUGGACUCGCCGAGAAUGGCACGCUGGGAAGCCGGCAUCGAACCGUUCACCACAACCGCCGGUGGAGGAGGCGGUUUGGGAAGAAGAGGGGAGGGGCUGCAGCAGGUUGUGGACCGCCUGCUGUGUGCAAGGCGGGGUAUUUUGAUCGUGGGUAGCUUGAUCGGGCCGGAGGAACGGGCGGACGUGCGACACCUGGCUGUGACGCUUCGCUGGCCUGUUUAUGCGGACGUGACAUCGGGGCUGAGGUGCUGGAGUGCGGAGAUGGGCUUGGGCGUUGGUCGCCUCGACCAGCUACUCCAGGACGAUGCUGUCAAGGAAGCCAUUGCACCGGACGCUGUGUUGCAGGUGGGAUCGCCGCUGACAUCGAAGCGCGUCCAGAAGUUCAUCUCCGAGCCUGCCGCCACCCUCACCGCACCCGUGAGCGUCAUCUGCAGCCCUCUCGUCGCUUGGCACGACCCCGGGAGGGGGUUCACCACCAGGCUGGCGUCUUCCACGAGGGAUCUCGCGGCGGCGGUAGACGCAGGAGUAUCCUCCUCGGGCGUCGCGAUCGGCGGGAGCGAGCUGCUUGCCCUGGUGGACGUGUCCAACGCGGUAGAGAGGGCGCAGACCAGAGCGAUAGCCUGCGCGGCCGCCGGUCCUAUCGAAGAUGAGGCAGGGUCGUCUUCGCUGUCACGACAACCGUCAUCGCCGCCGCGUGUUGCGAAGGGCGUGGCUGCAGGCGGAGGAGAGGGCUCCGAAGGCGGUGACUGCUACGAUGGUGUCAACGACACCAGCGAGGGAGGAAGGAGACCGCCGGCACAACAGCACCAGCAGCACCAGCAGCACCAGCGACAACAGCGGCAGCAACAGCCGCAACCCCUGACGGAGCCCUUCGUGGCCUGGUGCGUGUCCCGCCACAUCGACCCCGCCGCGGGGCUGUUCCUGUCGGCGAGCAUGCCGUGCCGAGACGUCGAAGUUUUCGCGGACAGCGGGCUGGGCGACCUCGAUGGCAGGGGGGAGGAGGACAGGGGAAGCGGAGGCAGGAGGCUGAGCGACGUGGCGUCCAACCGCGGCGCUAGCGGGAUCGACGGAGUGUUCAGCUCAGCGAUGGGGUACGCGGCCGGUCUGCGGUCUGCCGCGACCCUGCUGAUCGGGGACAUGGCGACGCUGCACGACCUUGGCUCGCUGCACGCGCUCAAGGGGCUGGACGCGGCUGGGUCUUGUUCGGUGACGAUGGUCUGCGUCAACAAUGGCGGCGGAGGGAUAUUCUCGUUUCUGCCCAUCGCAGACGCUCGGCACGGGGACGCGUUUUCGCCUCUUUUCGACACCCCCCACUCGGUCGACUUCGAGGGCGUGUGCCUCUCGAUGGGGCUGGAGUACCGGAGGGCCACCACGGCGAGGGAGUUCCGGUCGGCGUACCUGGAGUCGCAAGGCGUGCUCGGAGGUGGGGGCGGGGAGGGGGCGGGCACAAGACGACGACGACGACACUUUUUCAUCGAGGCCGUCACCUGUCGGGAGGAAAACCUUCCCGUCCACAGGUCCCUUGGCGGGAUCGGUAGGGCGGCAGCGUUGGACCACCUCUUGAGGGGCGUCAGGCUGGGGUGGGAGUUUACCCCGGCCCCCGUUGCCCGAACGUGGCCUCCGUCUCCCGCGGGGGUUUCCAACGGCUCUUUAGGGCGGGGACGAGGGGGGGGGGACAAGAAGAAGCCCACACUGCUCCUUCUGCACGGCUUCAUGGGUAGCAAGGAAGACUGGAGGGGCGACUUCGCCGAGCUCGCCGCUGCGGAAGGCCACGCCGUCCUCAACGUGGAACUCCCUGGACACGGGGGGGGUAGCGGGGGCGGCAGCAACUCCGACGGCAAGAGCACCACUGCUGCCGCUGGUGGCGGUCAGAGGGGCGACGAUGUACUGCGGACUGUCGGUGGCGAGUGUGACGGGGGUAUCGUGGAGGAGGGAGGGGGGGGGGGAGGGUUUCCAGGGGUACCGAACGGCGAUGUAGCCACCGACGACAACCCGCGAGGAGGAGGAGGAACAGAACGUUCCGGGGAACGGUCUGGUGUGUCGGGGGCAGCGGCGACCACGACGGCACAGAACGGCGGCGGCGGAAAUCUCGUCGGUUCGGCACCAGCGCAACGAGACGAGCAGCCGCGGGGAAGCAGCAGUUGCGCGGCUGGCUGGGAUAACGAGUCCAACGACGAUGGUGUUGUUCCCUCGUGGGGCUUGGGAGGCGUUUUCCUGGCCGCGGAGGCGGUGGGCGCCGUUUGCGAUGCGGUGGGGGCCGGGCCGUACGUGAUGGUGGGGUACUCGAUGGGCGGGAGGGUGGCGCUAGCCUUGGCAGCGAGACGACCGCGGGUGAUGGAGGGAGGGGGGGGGCUGGUGCUGGUGUCGUCGAGCCCGGGCCUGGCAAGCAGUAGCGCGGCCAGGCUGUCGAGGUGGGCCUGCGACCGCGCCCUGGCGUCUCGGAUCGCUGCUCUUGGCCGCCGGCCGACAGCGUCAAGCGUAGCCGGCGUCAACGUCAGGGAGAGACCAGCAGAAGAAGAGGCACGGGCGUUCUUGGAUCGCUGGUACGCUGCGCCGCUGUGGGGGGACGUGCGACACCGACGCCCGUCGGCGUACUCGGCGAUGAUAGACCGUCGCUUGAGCAACCUGGGCUUCGACCCUAGCCACCGUGGCCGCGACGAUAAGCCUGGUGCACCUCGGGAGGUGAUCAAAAGCGACAGCCACGGCGGCAAGAAGGCCAUCUUGAACAACAGCAGCACCGGCCUGCGGCGGGAUUCCGGGCUGGGUAACGGGCGUGGGGAAGGAAACAGCAGCGAGGCCGGACUUCGAACCUGCAGCGGCAGAGGUUUGCGCUCGGAAAGUGGCGAUCGUGACGGGAAGAAGGAUCGAGAGGGAAUAUGCUUGGUUCCGACGGGCCGGGACGGAGGCGCCGGCGGCAGCCGGAGCCUGAAAGCUAGGGAACUCGCACGGAGCUGUCUCGCCCUCAGCGUUGCCCGUCAGGCCAACCUCUGGCCCCUGCUGCGCCAGCUCUCUGACAAAAAGAACACCGACAAGAUGGGGGGAGGGGGAGGUGCCGGCGACAAAAACUCGGUGCUGCCCGUGGUGUACGUGGCCGGAGAGCUGGACCCCCGGUACGGCGGCCGCUGUGGCGCUGUCGGCGGUAGCGGUACCAGCGGUGGUGGUGGUGGCGUUCACGGUGAACCGCAGGUGGGAUCGGCAAACGCAGCCAACGGAACCACACCACCACCGUCGUUCCCCUCGGAACAAGGGGGGGCGGCUGGCGGCGGCGGGUGUGGAGCGGACAUCUCGGGCGUGGUUAAGGGUACCAGCGUUACCGAGGUCGGGCGGGUGGCUGGGGCGGGGGCCGGCUGUGCGGCGCUUGCAUCUGCUGCCGUCGUGCCGGGCGCGAGAACCGUGGCUCAAGCCGUGGAGGAGCUCAGCCUCUGCAAGCUGACAGAGCGGCGAGGAGUUCUUGUUCGGCUGGAGGCGUUGCUCCCGCAGUCGCCGGAGACGGGAGUUGGACGAGAGCAGGAGGAAGGGCGGCGUGUUUGGGGCGUGGGCGAGGUUACACCGCUUCCGGCUGAUGGUGGAAGUGGUAGUGGUGACGGUCGCACACCGAAGGAGGUCGGCCCGCCGCCGCCGCCGUCGGCUGCUGCGGCGGCGGCUGCGGCGGUGACAACGCCACCGGUUGGAUCAUCGGCCACGGCGGCAGCAACAACAACCACGACCUCAGCAACAGCAACAGCGACCCAUCCCGAGGGAUCCUCCGCGGAAACAACGACGGCAACGUCGACCACACGGUCGUCGCCGUCACGCCUGCUGCCGACCGUCCGCUGCGGCAUCGAGAUGGCCGUGGUCCACCUCGUGGCCAGGGCGGCGGGGGUCAGCGUCGGGGCGGCGGUAAGCGCGGCGUCGGGGCUGCCGUGCAGGGGGGCCGUCGAGAUCAACGGCCUGGCGACCCGAGGGGAGGGGGUGGCGACAGGCGGCAGCACGGAGGCCGGCCCCCGCGUGCUCAAGGUCAAGGUGGGCGGCAUUGCUGGCCCUUCCGAAGAUGCCGCAGGCGGCGUGGCGGGGGUUACGGGGGGGGGGGAGGGUGUCGAGGGUGUCGAUCUGAGCUUGGUGGAGUACAUCGAGGAGCCGCUGCGAGAGCCGCGGUCGCUAGGAAAGUUCUGGGAAAGAUCCGGAGGGAUCGUGCCGUAUGCGCUCGACGAGAGCUUGGCGAUGGGGCGGGAGAAGUUCACGGACAAGCUGGAGGGAUGCGCCGCCUUCGUGGUUAAGGUUAGCGUCGUCGGGGGGCUCAGCAGGAGCGCGCGGCUGUGCGGCUUGGCGCGGCGCCUAGGAGCGGAGGCCGUGUUGAGCUCGGCGUUCGAGACGGGCGUCGGCCUCGCCCACGCGUCGAUUCUCGCGUCGUGCUUCACGACCCCGGGCGUCGCCCAUGGCUUGAGUACGUACAGCAGGCUGCAGGGCGACGUGGCGACGCCGGGUUUUGCAUCCACGGUGUCUGGUGGAAAGGUUGACACCCUGGCGUGCGAGGAACUGCUAGACCGUGUCGCUAUGCGGUGGGACGGGGCGGGUGUUUGAAGUGUGGGGGAAGGAGCAGGGGGUCGUCCUCACGAGCAAGCGUAGGUUUCGUAGAUUGGAGCAGUGAUUAAUCACUCAAAUUGUUUAGCUAAGCAACCCUAUCUGUUUUGUGGGAUGUGCGACGUAUGAAGGUAGACGGGUGAACACGCGGCAGUAGCGGGUAAUUUGGUUUACUCGUGGUGAUGAUGUGUGUUUUGUGGCAAAGAAUUACCUCUGUGGACGAGUCAGGCUUCCGAGUUCUUCUGCCUUAUUGGAGGCACGGACCGUUAUCGUAGAUGGUCAUGGAUAUAAAUGUAUCGAUCUGGCGUCGGCGCUUUUGUGAGCGUUUUUUGUCGUGGCCGGUUUCCCCUCGGUCGGACCGAUCUGUUUCCCUUUUGUUGGGUGCGCCCUUUGCCGCCUGUCUUGCUCGUUUUCACGUUCGUUUUCAUGUUUGUCGCGGUGGGGAAGAAGGAGUGCAAUGCAAGUCGAUGUGUUUCAAGGCGAGCGUUCUGUAUCAACGUCGCCGUAACACAAAGUACGGCUGUGGUUGUGGUUGGUUGUUGUUGUUGUUGUUGUUGUUGUUGUUGUUGUUGUCUGGUGUUUUGUAUUUUUCUUCUUGUGUUAUGUGGGGUCCGUUCAGGUGGUCAAAGCAGUGUGUUGUAUCGCGCCCUUUGUUCGCAACGUUUACUCUCCCAUUAAUCUCGUGGGAAACUGCUGAAUGAAAGAGAUUGGACUCGCUCCGGGGGUGCAAAGACUCAUCGGUAUCGGCUCUGGAUUCCUCGUGUGUUUUGGUCGAGUGACUUGAAGCAUUGACGGUUGGAAUCGUUCGGUAUUUUGUUUAGGUUCCCAAGCUAGGAUGGAAAGGACUAACAUCGCUCUC
This is a messenger RNA of Ectocarpus siliculosus, 8740 nucleotides long. Lineage: Eukaryota; Phaeophyceae; Ectocarpales; Ectocarpaceae. The record is from the annotation of a GenBank genome assembly.